AUUAGCUGUUUCAAACAACAAUCUUUAUAAAUAGAAAAUAUUCAGGAAUUUUAGUAGUUUGCAUGUGUGAUUCCAGCCUCGGAAAAUAAAUAGCCUAAAACAUUUUGUUUUUCUGAUAAGAGCUUGUGAUAACUGAGAAUUCGACCAAAACAUCUCUAAUGUUUCUUUUUCUUAAAAUGUAUUAAAUUGAACAGGGGGUUCUAAAUGUUUCAAUUUAAUAAUAACAAACAAUAAUAAAAUUUUCCAACACUUUAUCUAUGCAAAUCGGUGUAGAAUUCCAUUACAAAAGCGGAACAAGACUGUGUACAGUGCAUCUUUAGAAAACCCUGCGUUGGACGUGAUUGGCAAAGACAUUAUUCUAUCCUCGGUACCCUGCCGUUCCGGGAUUACAGUGACGUCACGCUGAUACCCUUGCAUGGAUGAAUGCUAAAGAACUAUAGAGCCACAAAUAAUAGCACAAGCAGAGUCCAUAUCUUGCAAGUCUUACGUUAUCCUUUAAGCCUCCUUCAGCUAACACAACAACAUUUUUUUUUUGCUCUUAAUGACGCUUAAUUUCAUUUCUUAUCGGGUCCUUGGGGGGGAUUAUUCAUUCAUAUAAAACAAUCUGCAGUUGAUGCCAGCCUAAAGUCUCCCUCCUAUGAGUGAAGUCAUCUAUUAUUGAGCGAAAGGCCGUGCGUGGAAAUGUGUGUAAGACGGUGGAUUUGAAGUAGAAUUGGUUGCAAUCGAUCAAGGGUGAGGAAUAUUGCUGAUGGUAACAAAAGAAGCAGCUAUGUCUUUCUCGCAAUUUGGAUACCCUUACAAUGCAACUUCACAGGUAAGACACUCUUUAUUUUUAUAUAUAUUUCUGCUAAGUUUUGUGUACACACACAUAAAUUGAUUUUGUCGCAUAUUUUCUUUUAUUACAACAGCCAGAGUACUUUUCUCUAGUAACAAACAUUAAUGAAUGAGUGACUGAUUUGACAGUAUUGACAGCUGUUUUCGAGUGGUGCAUUUGUUGUUGUUGAACCAAAUAUCGAUAUACACUCACCCAUGUCCAAUUACACUGAAUUAUGAAUGAACUCACGUGUUUUUCUGAUGACAAUAGAGAUGAAUGUCACCUAUUGCACACUACGAUGUGUAAAUGGGCUGUAACGCGUGCUGUAGCCUACACAUUCGCAAACUUUCUAUAUAAAUUGCAGCGAUGUGUUGGAUGUUAGACAGUGGAUCGUUUUGGGAGACUUUAAAACAUAAUGAAAGUGAUUCAUUUACAUUUUAAGACAAUAUUAUUGCGUCUAAUGACAAGUUCGAAGUGAAAGAAAAAGUUCAAAUGGAUGAAGGGACAAAAGUUACUAUCCUGGCAAAGUUAUCACCAAACUUUUAGCUCGAUAAUGUCGAGUUGAGUAAAAUUUAAAUCUAACAUAAGGUGGUGGUUUAAGGGAUAUUGACAUCACUAUAAAGUUUUUCUUUUCUCAUGCAGAAAUUCUAAUUUAAACCAUAUGAUAAACUGGAGAGGGUCACUUUUACGCACGGAUCGUGAGCAACUCUUUUCAUCUUAAUAUCCAUGAUAAAAAUAUCCAUGCGACGUCACUUACUUUCAUAUACAAUAAUAAAUUAAACAUUUUAUCCACAAUUGGAAAGGGGACAGUGAGGUGAUAUCGCUUAUUGCACUUGUUCACAAUGUCAGCUACUUUCUCUCAUUCCAGGAAUUCUCUGAAAAGUGACUUACCUUGAAUUAAGGCAGGUCACAAGUUAAGAUAAACACACCUGAUUUUUGAUCAUUUAACUGAUGUGCACAAGACACAAACGAAAACAGCCCACAUUUUUCACCCGUUUUAAGAUUUCAAGAGUCAACACUAGACCGAGCAACUUGUUAAGAUGGAUAUCUUUUUGCAGUGCAUCACCCACAGUCACUUCAGAGUUGUCACAGACAUCCAGAUAAGAGCUGAAACAGCCAAUGACCAUGUCUAUCCACGAUUCUCUUCAUGCAGUUUUUCGUGUCGGCAAACCCCAGUACGACUUGCUGCGAUUCGAUUUCCAGGUCGGUCUCUGACGGGACAGGCGGCUCCCAGACCGCCGCUGCCGCCGCCGCCGCCGCCUCCUUCUGCUGCCCGUCCUACGAGAACCGGCUCCUGGCGAGCAGCCGGACGGAGCUGAACGCAGCGCUGGGAAUGUACAGCUCUCCCUACGCCGCAGCGGCUGCCGCCACCCAGAACUACGCCAACUACUUCCCCUACAGCACCGACCCAUCCGCUAUCUACUCCACUCUGAAUCCACAGUACGACAUCAAGGACAGCACAGGCACUUUACACUCUGGCAUCACUCAAACUGCUGCAUACUAUCCCUACGAUCAUUCACUGGGCCAGUAUCAAUACGACAGAUAUGGGACAGUAGACUUUAAUGGCACAGCCAGAAGAAAGAAUGCGACCCGAGAAACCACCAGCACCCUGAAAACAUGGUUGUAUGAGCACCGCAAGAACCCCUACCCCACCAAGGGAGAGAAGAUCAUGUUGGCCAUCAUCACCAAAAUGACCCUCACCCAAGUGUCCACCUGGUUCGCCAACGCCAGGAGGAGGCUAAAGAAGGAGAACAAGAUGACCUGGUCGCCAAAGAAUAAGGCCGGCGAUGACAGGAAGGAUGACAUUAACAAGAGCGAUCAAGAAUGUGUCACCAAAGAUUCUAGUGAUUGCAGGGAAGAGAAGGACUUGCAUCUGAGUGAUCUGGAGGACAUGGACAAUGAUGACUGUGACAAACUGGACAGUGACUGUGAAAAAGUGGGUGCAGAUGAGCAGGACAUCCAGAGGGCCAUGGCGGUAGCUGGAGCCCCUCAAAAGAGAGACUGCAGCUCUGAGCUGCACCUGAGUUUAACUAACAACUUCCACACAUUCCCCUGCGCCAUCAAGGGUGUGACCACUCUGCCUCCUCUCCCAUCUGACUUCCUGGAUCCUGUAGUGUCCAAGGCCCCCUCUUCGACCGGCUCUACAGGAACGUUGUCACUGUCUCACUUUGAAGCAUCAGAUAAGCCGCGGAUUUGGUCUCUGGCUCGUACGGCGGCUUCGGGUGUCAUCUUGAGCCCUCAUCAUGGCUCUGAGCAGAGGACAGGCAACUCGACCGGGGACUGCCAGCUCCAGAGCACCAGGCUUACCGGGGCUCCUACUGGUCAGUGCGGGAGCAUGAGAGGCCUCCAUGAAUCAAGCAGUGUCACCAAUGCUGAGAACCCCUUCCCUGAAGGCUCCUCUUUGCGCUCAAAAGUCUAUGGCACUGGCAACUACAGUCACAAGGGCCUCCAACUACACUGUUCGUCCUACGCUGCACUCCCAGACACAUGCCAGUACUCCUCCAUUGACGGAUUCUCUGGCGGCAAAGCAGAGACACAGUCGUCUGACCUCAGCGAAGCCUGUGGGACCGUGCAGGAUGACAAGGUCACUGCAUUCAGACCAGUGAUGAAGAGGUGAAGCAGAUUGCAGGAGACGGUACCACAAUAAAUAAUGGGACAUUUAUUAUGCACUAAAGGACACACUGGCCGAGUAGCGGCCUCAAUACGACACGUGGGAGCUACCUGGCGCUGCUGCAGUGAGAGCUGUCAAACUGUGGACGUGGCUAUCAUUUUGCACAACAUUGUUUUUAUGGUGUUAAAGACUUUAUGCAAAAAUUUUAGAUGCAAAAGUAUGAGAAUGGCCAGGUAAAAACGGCCGAAUUUGUGUAUGGCAAUCGUGUAGUGUAGCAAACC
Molecule: messenger RNA, 3706 nt
Organism: Thunnus maccoyii (southern bluefin tuna)
Lineage: Eukaryota; Metazoa; Chordata; Actinopteri; Scombriformes; Scombridae
Gene: irx6a
Product: iroquois homeobox 6a
Exons: 6
Coding region: 1962-3431 (489 amino acids)
Biological process (GO): neuron differentiation; regulation of transcription by RNA polymerase II; cell development
Cellular component (GO): nucleus
Molecular function (GO): DNA-binding transcription factor activity, RNA polymerase II-specific; RNA polymerase II cis-regulatory region sequence-specific DNA binding
Source: RefSeq, a predicted model, not a curated record